Molecule: messenger RNA, 1328 nt
Organism: Beta vulgaris subsp. vulgaris (sugar beet)
Lineage: Eukaryota; Viridiplantae; Streptophyta; Magnoliopsida; Caryophyllales; Amaranthaceae
Exons: 6
Coding region: 1-1074 (357 amino acids)
Source: RefSeq, a predicted model, not a curated record
AUGUUCUACAAGAAUCUUCUUAGUCCUUGUGCAAAUAGUUUAGAAACAAUUGAUCUCCCUGUUGUGAGAAGAGGUACUAUGCUGAGUAUAGAGGCUAGAAGGUGUUUAAUCUCCCUAAUAAGAGCAAGUGAAAUUGAUAGUGCUCUUGCAAAUAUUGAUGAUAACAAGGCCCCAGGUGUGGAUGGAUUUAAUGCCUUGUUUUUCAAAAAAGUUUGGCAUUUAAUAAAAACUGAUGUGUAUCAAGGUGUUCAGGAAUUUCUUCAGGGGGCAGAGUUAUAUAGGCCUAUGAACAUCACCCUUAUCACACUUAUACCAAAAGUGGAUCAGGCUAUGCAGGCUAAAGAUUUUAGGCCUAUAGCAUGUUCCUCAAUGCUUUACAAGAUCAUUGAUGCCAAAGUUCUCACCAAUAGGUUAGGGCAAGUGUAUCAGAGUGGCUCUAUUCUCCCACUUGGACAGGUUUGCCCCUCCAUUUCUUGCGUGCAUACGUCAGUCAAGAUUGACAUCCGAUGCCUGAGAAGUCUUAAUGAGAUUCCAGAAUCAGCUGCAAUAUCUGUCCUUGAUCAGUUUCUGUUAUCAGGAGCAGAUGAGAAUGACAAAGGAGCAUUUCUUGCUGGAUUGAUUACCAAGUACCAGGUUAGAAGUUUUGGGAUAAGUCAAGUGCCUGAAUAUACAUCAAGAGCAAAUGAAUCUAUCAGUGUACGAUCAGACUUGGUCAGGUUGCGGAGUCGAAGCCAGGUGCCAGCUUUGGACUCCUUUUCUUCUCACAUGGCCACCUCAAGGUAUGAGAGAUAUUCUCCUCGUUUGCCAUAUUUCGACUACUCACUAUCACCUCGAGCUGGCAUUACAAGAACAUCGGAGGAAAGGAACUCUUCCCCAAUGCACUUACCGGUUUCCUCAUCAAGCUAUGGGAAAAUGGGAAUGAAAUCACCUGUUAUACAGGGGGCAUCUCACCAACCCACACGAUCUCAAGUUAGAUUUGAUCCUUUUACAGGUGAACCUUACAAAUUCGAUCCCUUCAUAGGUGAACCUAUUCAACCCGAAUCUCUUUCUCGGGGUAAUCAAAGCUUUUAUUGAAGCUAAUGGAAGCUUUGGGGGCACAAUUUUUUAUCCUGAUCAUCUGGUAAUUAGUGGAAGGGGGAAUAUCAACCUGAAGAAGUUGUACAAUAGUAAGAAAUGUAGGUUGUUCUUAGAGUAGUGAAGGUGUUAUUUAAUGAUCAAAUGGUUACUUAAAAUUACAUAUAGGUUUUAAGUUGAUUCAGAGCGUAAUGAAAGAAAGAUUUGGGGAAAUGUACACAAGCCUUUAUAUGAUUGAUUAUUCUUCUGGUUCA